Messenger RNA from Rhododendron vialii, 1811 nucleotides. RefSeq names its product glutathione gamma-glutamylcysteinyltransferase 1-like. Bases 1253 to 1789 code for a protein of 178 amino acids. Gene Ontology annotation, molecular function: metal ion binding; glutathione gamma-glutamylcysteinyltransferase activity. The record is from RefSeq and is a predicted model, not a curated record. NCBI's taxonomy places the organism in Eukaryota, Viridiplantae, Streptophyta, Magnoliopsida, Ericales, Ericaceae. Gene Ontology annotation, biological process: phytochelatin biosynthetic process; detoxification of copper ion; response to metal ion. The transcript is spliced from 6 exons.
ACAGAGCCCUAAUGGGCCAAACCCAAACACCACAGGGUUGAACCAAAGGACCAAGCCCAGAACCAAAACCCUAAAAAUCACUUUCCUUCUCAGCACCCCAUAGCCACCGCAGCACCUAGCCACCACCACACCCUGCCAUUUUUGACCACCACCAGCCACCAAAACAACGAAACGCCGUUAAGCCCAGAGACUGGCUGCACCCAACAGUGACAGCCGGUGGUGAUUCAAGUAACUAGGGGAAGAAAAUAUGAACGGAAUGGCGACAAAGAGGGGGAAUAGGAGAACCGAUCAGGAAACCCUUAAAACGCCACUACCACUGCCACAAACCACAGUCGCCACCACCAAAACUGUCCAGAUGCCAUUGUUAGAAAUCAUUAUUGGUCUGAUCUUAUCUCAAGUCCAACUGAAGCAGCACUGAUUUUUUUUUUUUUUUUUGUAUAAAAGCUAUUUGCAUUAAAUUAUCUUGUAACAGCUUUUCAUUGUCGUUGUGACCUGUUACUUUAUUUGCAUUUUAUUGAGAAUUUUGAGUAGAGGAAGUUUUAUAGGUCAUUCUUGUUCUUGUUUCUCUCCUUCUGUUUAGGCCGUUCAUGGGGAUGUUAAUUGUGUAUGGGCUACUUUUUGGGUGGUUUGGUGAGCCAAAGUGGUUGUUAAGCUUUGUACAUGGGUUGCAUUUCCAACCCAUUUCCUUCAUUGAUGGUCAUUUUUAGUAAACUCAUCAAUGAAGAAGAAAAAUCAAUGGCUUCCACCCGCUCUAUAGCUCUUGUUCCAACCCUACCAAAUUUGGAGAUAUGAACUUGUAUACAAGCCUCUUUGCAAAUCUGUAGCCGUCUAGGUCUUUCAAUUGUGCCAAACACUUCGUCACAAAGAUUUUGCCAAUUGGCCUAUUUUAUUAGACCUCUUUCUUUCUCCCUUAGAUAAGUGAUUGAUAUUGCUUUGAACCUUUCGAAUAGUAUUGGAUUCAUUAUCAUUUAUAUUCCUGUCAUUGUUCGUUCAUAGAACGUAGUCAAGCAAGGUGCUGAUUUUACUCAGGUUAACAAUUCAUCUUUACUCGCAGGAUUUUAGCCUGUCAUCAAACAAGAAACUCAGUCGUAGAGCGAUCAAAACAUGCCGAUUUGUUGGAAUCCUUGGAACCCAAGAUUCAGAGCUUCAAGACCUUAACUCCGUUCGUACAGAUGUUAUUUGUGUUUCUUACAAAUAAAAUAUAAAAGAGCUCUAGAGCACCCAAGGUACGUGGAGGUAGUUCGAGGAUGACAUGUUGGCUGAUCCAGACACAAUAGCAGCCAUUGAAGAAAAAGGAAUAACUUUUGAUGAGUUUAAAGUUCUAUGCCAGAAACAUGCUGAUGUCAGUGCCUUCGAGGCAUCAGAUAGCUCUCUUCAACACUUCACUGACCAAUUGGCUGGCGAUGGACAUUAUUCUCCGGUGUCGGCAUAUCACGGGGGCGAAGAUAUGGCGCUUAUUCUAGAUGUUGCUCAGCACAAGUAUCCAUUUUAUUGGCUCCCCGGGAAAGUUCUUUGGGAGGCUAUGAACGAAUUGGAUGGAGCAACUUGUGAAAAAAGAGGGUUUAUGGUCUUAAAGGUAGAAGCUGACAGAAGGUGCAAUUUGUCCAACACAAAGAAGUUGAAGAGUGUUUGCGCGCUCUUAGGUCAUCAAACGAAAUGUGUGACAGUGAAAUUGCUUCGUCACUCUCUACACCCUUACGUAUCAUCACCAAACACCAGUUCAACAUCUCCAUCCAUCCAUCCAUGCAACCCCUCCUUGCCACCUUGGAUUCGUGUCCUGGUGUGGUGAUUGGUGCCCAUCCAACGCCUGC